AUGACUUCAGAUUUGUCGUUGACUAAAUGUCAAUGGAAGAAAACAUGUAAAAAGUCGGGGACUUUACCGUGUAACAAUGGAUGUAAACAACGAUACUGUCGAGAGCAUAUUGAACUUCAUCAUCGGGAACUAGAUGCUCAUAUUCAGCGUGUGUAUAGUGAACGAGACCGCCUAGUGCAAGAAAUGUAUUUUGAAAUGAACACCAGUACUGAAAGUAACCAAGCAUUUGAUACUAUUAAAAAAUGGGAACAAGAAAUGAUGAUGGUAAUAAAACAAGUGGCGGACAAAGCUCGUUUCGAUGUGCAAACGUUAAUUGAUAAGACUAAACUUAGCCUAAAAGAACGAUUCGAUCAUUUAACAGAAGACGUUCGUAAAGAAAGUGAAAAGAAUGUCCCGAUAGAGUACGAUAUUGAACGAUUGAGCAAGGCCGUUGAGCAACUAAAAAUGGAUCGUCAUAGUAACAAAGUAACGCCGGUAACAAUUCAAAUUCAGCAUCGAACGGUUGACUUUGAUGGCGUUUUUAAAAUGGAAACAGUAGAAAGCGAGCCUAUUCUGUUUGACAUACAUCAUGUUUUAACGAAUAACAAAUCUCAGAGGACGAAAACCGUUGAUAUUGGCCACGGUACCUCAAUGGUAGCUUCCGAUAAUAGUCUUCUGUAUUGGCAACAAACUCAGCUGUGUUUGGUCGAUCAAACGGGCUCAAAUAAAAAGAUUCUUUCAUGGAGACACAGUUAUAUCGAAGAUUUGUGUUGGUGUUCAAAACUAAAUCAAUUUUUCAUAUGGACGCGUGAUGGUGGUUAUUCUUUCGAUGAUUUGACAUUUGCGAUAGUAAAGAUCAAACAAAUUCCAAGAGCUAGUUUGAUUGGACAUAAUUGUUGUACAUGCGUUGGGAAUACACUCUUAUUGGUGAUUAAUCGUAAUAUUGAAUUAUGGAGGCCAUCACCAAAAUGGGUAUGCGAAAAAAAAUGGGUAAAUAUUGUUGAACAAAAGGAAAUAAUUCGAUGUAUUCGAUUAAAUGAAAAUGAUAUUGUAGCUAUGACUGUUGGAAGCACCAAAAUAAAAUAUCGUUUUGAACUACGUCAUUUAUCAUCAAUGAUAGUCACAAAAUACCUUGAAUUGAACGUCGCACUUUUCUCUACGAACAUCGUACUAUUACCAAACGAUGAGUGGUUAUUGCUCGUUCAACAGAGUGAAUCAACAACAAAAUUGAUGGUAAUCGAUAAACAAUGUCAGAUUCGACAACAAAUGGAUUCUAACGAACAUCGAGUAGCAAAUGUCGCAUUAAUUAAUCAUCGUAUUUUAAUCAUACGCACAAAAGAACCGAAUCAACUUCAUUUUCAUUAUUUAAACUAA
Didymodactylos carnosus is the source of this 1353-nucleotide messenger RNA. The record is from the annotation of a GenBank genome assembly. Lineage: Eukaryota; Metazoa; Rotifera; Eurotatoria; Philodinida; Philodinidae.